Messenger RNA from Condylura cristata (star-nosed mole), 2152 nucleotides. RefSeq names its product thymidine kinase 2, mitochondrial (gene TK2). Gene Ontology annotation, molecular function: ATP binding; deoxynucleoside kinase activity. Gene Ontology annotation, cellular component: cytoplasm; mitochondrion. The transcript is spliced from 7 exons. NCBI's taxonomy places the organism in Eukaryota, Metazoa, Chordata, Mammalia, Eulipotyphla, Talpidae. Bases 60 to 584 code for a protein of 174 amino acids. The record is from RefSeq and is a predicted model, not a curated record. Gene Ontology annotation, biological process: nucleobase-containing compound metabolic process.
UGCUAACAGAACCUGUGUCCAAGUGGAGAAAUGUCCGAGGCCAUAAUCCUCUGGGCCUGAUGUACCGGGACGCCUGCCGGUGGGCCCUCACGCUGCAGACGUACGUGCAACUCACCAUGCUGGAGCAGCACACCCGUCCUCAGACAUUACCUGUACGGCUGAUGGAGAGGUCCAUUCACAGUGCAAGAUACGUUUUUGUAGAAAACCUGUAUAGAAGUGGGAGGAUGCCUGAAGUAGACUACGUGGUUCUGACCGAGUGGUUUGACUGGAUCACGAGGAACAUGGACGUGUCUGUUGACUUGAUAGUUUAUCUCCGGACCACCCCUGAGACCUGUUACCAGAGAUUACAGACGAGAUGCAGGGAAGAAGAGAAGGUGAUUCCGCUGGUAAGAGCCUCCUUUAGCCUAGUGAAAGGGUUAAACCAUCACCUGGCCCCAGAGUGGCUGGUCAAGGGCAGCCCUAUGACCCAUGUGUUUAAUUUCCAGGUGAUCGAGGCUGACCACGACAUGCAGAAAAUGUUAGAGCUCUUUGAACGAAACCGGGACCGAAUAUUAACUUCAGGGAAUCAGAAGCAUGGUACAUAGGACAGGAAAGAGCAUGCCAGAAAAAUGCCCGCUGCUGCUCAGUUAGCCGUCUGGAAAAGCCCAGUUUGGGGGGGGGUUUCUGUCUGGCCAGAUGUGUUCUCGAAUGGCCCUUGCUUCUCUGUCACAGCCUCCGUCCUGGGUCUUUGGCUUGUGGGUAAAUGACAAAUAGGCCGUGCGGAACCCGUGAGUUUGCGGUGACCCUUGGUCCCUCCCCUUGCAGUUUCCGAGGACCCCGGGUUCCUCUGAUUAAGGGAAGAGCUGCCGAGAUCUGCCGGGCUCAGAAGCUCUUAACUCUUUGGACCCCCUGGGAGCGUGAGGCAGGUUUUUCCCUCCCAGGGAGGGAGCUCAGCUCAGGACCACCCGGUGACAGUGGGUCUGACUUUUGCUGACCAUCCGGCUGACUGCCAGAUGUCCUCCUGCCCCAGGCCCCCUCACCUGCAUGCUGCUCCCCCACAGGCCAACUUUCCUGCUGCAGACCCCCAUAUUUUUGGGGAGAAACAGCAGCGCACAGAGCUAGUAGUAUCCUCUGGGCAUCCUGGGGGGGCCGUCAGCGCUUGUGUGCCACACUGGCGUGAGCCCAGCGUUCAGUGGUUUCCCGGCAUGAGGCCACUGUGGCAUUUACCAUCUCAUCAUCUGGACUUCAGUGUCCUCAGGAGAACCGGGCCUUGGCUCCUGAAUGGUGCUCGGUCUCCUUGGUGACGGAGGGCCUGCUCGAGCUUCUGCCAGUUCCGUGUCAGGGAAAUGGCUUUUGGCUGGUUUGUCUGAUGUUGAGCUGGGGCAGGGGGCCCCCAGCCCUGGUUUUGGAGGCUUCCUUGCUCCCCAGUGGCCUUGUGUGAGGAGCUUCAACCUUGGAAUCACUGAGAAUUUGUAGCCUGGGGCCCAGACACAAGUAGCCUUAAGACUUUUGCAAAUGUUUUUCCAUCCAUGUUGCCCCUCUGUGCCACGGGGCAUGAAACCGUCUUUCCCGGUUCAGAGUGAGCUUCACCUGUUAGAGCCGGGAAAGGAAGAACCGGCUCCUUGCGGACAGCCCGCAUCGGAAAGCCAGGACUUGCCUGCCAGACUCUUCUCGAAGCACCAGCGCUCUGACGUCCUGGCAGCGGGCACCCGGAACUUCAGGAAGACUGCGGGCAGGGCCACCUGCGAACUCCGGGCACACAGGCCCCAGCCCGUCCCCGGCAGCAGCUGGCUGCGAAAGGAGGUUGGAAGCUCUGCCCGUGCCUCUGGGGCGCAGGGCCCGUGCCCCCAAGCAGCUGACCUGGCCCUGGGACCCAUCCCAGAGGACAAACCCCCUGGCCCCUUGUCCUUCCCAUUUGGAUCAGUUCUUGGGCCUUGUAGGCAGGACACGGGGCAGCAGCCAGUGGGACAGUUGGUGUCCAAAUACCAGCGGAGACCAGAAAGCCGGAGAGGCGAGGGCCUCUGCCUGGGCACUCCGGACUGGAGUGGGGCAUUCUCUGGGGAUCUGUAAACACACCCUCCUCUGUUCUCUCAGCUCAAUUUGAGUACCUGUUUUGGAGGAAAUGGGCCUUCUUUUUGAAAGUUGGCUCAGUGGUAGCCAAUAAAUGCUCAGG